Molecule: messenger RNA, 651 nt
Organism: Schistocerca serialis cubense
Lineage: Eukaryota; Metazoa; Arthropoda; Insecta; Orthoptera; Acrididae
Product: tubulin polymerization-promoting protein homolog
Exons: 4
Coding region: 77-589 (170 amino acids)
Biological process (GO): positive regulation of protein polymerization; microtubule polymerization; microtubule bundle formation
Cellular component (GO): microtubule
Molecular function (GO): tubulin binding
Source: RefSeq, a predicted model, not a curated record
GGCCGACAGCGCACGCCGGUGAGCCGCCAGUGUGCCCGCGCCAGCAAACCCCGCACGCGUCGCGUCCAGCAGAAAGAUGGCUGCACCGGGACAAAAAUUAGAAGAAGUUUUCACAGCUUUCGCGAAGUUUGGCGAUUCGAGGUCUGACGGCAAGGCGAUAACGCUGACGCAGUCGGACAAAUGGAUGAAGCAGGCGCAGGUGAUCGACGACCGUAAAAUCACCACCACUGACACCGGCAUCGCGUUCAACAAGUUCAAGUCCAAAACUUUAAAGUACAGCGAUUAUGUGAAAUUCAUCGAGGAGCUAGCCAGACAGAAGAAGAUGGAGCCGCAGCAAAUAAUGGACAAGAUGCUUAACUGCGGACCGCCGGGCACCGCAGGCGCUACGCAAGCGCUGAAGACAGGCGUGGCGGCGGCGGCGACGGAGCGGCUGACGGACACGUCCAAGUACACGGGCAGCCACAAGCAGCGCUUCGACGAGAGCGGCCGCGGCCGAGGCAUCGAGGGCCGCGAGGACAUCGCCGACACCUCGGGCUACGUCACCGGCUACAAGGCCAAGGACACCUGGGACAAGACGCACCAGAAGUGACGCGCCGCCCUACUCCUACCCAAACCGUGUGUGCAAAUUAAAAAGUUAGCUUGUCUGCUGUU